This is a messenger RNA of Colletotrichum higginsianum IMI 349063, 597 nucleotides long. RefSeq lists its product as uncharacterized. The transcript has a single exon. The record is from RefSeq and is a predicted model, not a curated record. The coding region runs from base 1 to 597 and encodes 198 amino acids. Lineage: Eukaryota; Fungi; Ascomycota; Sordariomycetes; Glomerellales; Glomerellaceae.
AUGCGCGUCUUUGCCAAAACAUUCCUCUGGGCCACUGUCCUAAGCCUCAUCACAACCGCAGCAACUUCUGUAAACGUUUUAGAAAGGUCGGGUUCUCGGGAUUACAUCGAGUCCGCAGACACGGCUUCGGUCUUGCAUGUGAAUCCCAAACUCCGAUUCACCCAAGGGACAGAAGGCACGCGACCAGUCCGACUCUCCAAACGCUUCCCCUUCUCGUCCGGAAGAGACGAGUGGUGUGGUGAACAAGCCGAGGACCCCGCGGCAGACUUCUCGGCCUCGGCUCCGUCGGCCGUAGACUGCCAGGCUCUGGCCAGCUCCCUGGGGGACCAGAAUGGAUUCUGGACGUUGCAGCCGGGCGACUUCUCAUCGGACGGCUGGGCCCGUGUUGCGACCUUGGGCUCGUGCAGUUUCGCGGUUAGGCACGCAGGCUCCGGCAGUAGUGACAGCCCAAUGCGAAUCGGCACGAACGAUGUUCGCUUUUACACGACGAGAUACGGUGUUUUGGCCAAGGACGGGAAGCUGGGCUUGCAAGGGACCGUUCAGUGCUACAACGCUCAGAACCUGCUGUUUGUGACAUGGGGAUUGAUUCGCAGUUGA